AUGUCUCUGCGGCCGAGUCUACAGACCGCCUGUCGAGCGCUCGCGCUGCGCUCCCGACCCCUGACCCAACGACAGGAACCUCUGGUCUGGGCGGCGACGAAACGAGCAUACUCUGACGAGCUGCGCAAGGGCGAACGGAGUCAGAUUCCGGCGUUGAAGAAGACCGAGAAUGCGGCUUUUCCUCAGGGCCAGGAGGUCCCUGAAUCUGCGCCGGGACAACAGCAGCCAACGAAUGAGGCCCUCGAAGCUGCUGCGGCACUGAGCGAGCUCGCGGAGGCGGCAAAGGGGCAUAGUGCCGGUCUCGAGGGCGGUCUGACGGAGGCCCAGGAGCAGUUUCUGUAUGCCGAGGGCGCCAUCCCACCUACACAAUCGGACGGCAACGGCCAGCGCGAUCUCGAGAUCAUAGCCGGCGGUGGACUUCUUGCGCAGGCUGGGGACGCCGAGGUCGCUCCGUCACGGUCGUACAAGUUCCCGCUGCCCACGCUUCCUCUGCCGCCCCAUAGCCACCUCAAGUCCCGGUACCACCCCGUGCUAGACCAAUUGACCAACCUGAUGAUGCGAGAUGGCAAGAAGGCCCAGGCGCAAAGAAAUAUGGCCAUGGUCCUUAACUUCCUGCGAACCUCCCCUCCCCCGAUCAUCAACCCGCGAUACCCGCUCCUCCCCGGCGCUCCGCCGCCAGCUCACCUCCCCCUGAACCCCGUGCUAUACCUCACAUUGGCCGUGGACUCCGUCGCGCCCCUCAUCAAGAUCCGCCGCAUCGCGGGCGGAGCCGGUGGUGGUCGACCCUUGGAACUCCCGGCCCCGCUGGCGGUCCGCCAGAGGCGGCGCGCGGCGUUCCAGUGGAUCCUGGACGUGGUCAACAAGAAGGCGUCCAAGGGGUCCGGCCGGACGCAGUUUGCGCACCGCGUGGCGGACGAGCUGAUUGCCGUCACCGAGGGGCGGUCGGGCGUGUGGGAGAAGCGGUUGGCGCUGCACAAGUUGGGUACGGCGACGCGUGCCAACUUGACCGCCAAGGUUGUGAAGCAGAAUAUGUAG
This is a messenger RNA of Colletotrichum phormii, 1035 nucleotides long. Its product is annotated as ribosomal protein S7 domain-containing protein. Gene Ontology annotation, biological process: ribosomal small subunit assembly; translation. The record is from RefSeq and is a predicted model, not a curated record. NCBI's taxonomy places the organism in Eukaryota, Fungi, Ascomycota, Sordariomycetes, Glomerellales, Glomerellaceae. Gene Ontology annotation, cellular component: ribosome; mitochondrial small ribosomal subunit. The coding region runs from base 1 to 1035 and encodes 344 amino acids. Gene Ontology annotation, molecular function: rRNA binding; mRNA binding; structural constituent of ribosome. The transcript is spliced from 3 exons.